Messenger RNA from Quercus lobata, 1305 nucleotides. RefSeq lists its product as uncharacterized. Bases 1 to 1305 code for a protein of 434 amino acids. Gene Ontology annotation, molecular function: nucleic acid binding; RNA-DNA hybrid ribonuclease activity. NCBI's taxonomy places the organism in Eukaryota, Viridiplantae, Streptophyta, Magnoliopsida, Fagales, Fagaceae. The transcript has a single exon. The record is from RefSeq and is a predicted model, not a curated record.
AUGUAUCUUGUCACGCCCCCGCUGCUAAGUCUGUCUGUGGUAGGAGAGGAACUGUUUUUAUACCUGGCGGUGACCCCGCAUGCUGUGAGCUCAACACUGAUAAGAGAGGAAGCAAAAAUGCAAAAGCCAGUGUACUACACCAGUAAGGCAUUGAGGGGGGCGGAAGGGCGAUAUCUGCUAAUAGAAAAGCUGGCCUUCGCGCUCAUCACGGCUUCCAGGAAGUUAAGACACUACUUCCAAGCCCAUGUAAUCAAUGUUAUGACAGAUCACCCACUUAAGAAAGCUAUGAACAAGUUGGAAGCCGCAGGACGUCUGGUCCAAUGGGCAGUCGAACUCAGCGAGUUUGAUAUCCGAUACCAACCAAGACAUGCUAUUAAGGCUCAAGCCCUGGCAGAUUUUAUUGCGGAGUUCACGCCAAGAUGCAAUGAUGAAGUGCAGGAGGAUAAAAGGUGGGUGGUCCAUGUAGAUGGCUCGUCCACACAACAUGCAGGAGGAGUAGGGGUGGUUUUGCAAUCCCCUGAAGGAGACAAGUUGAAGCAUAGAGUCCGUCUGCAAUAUCGACCAACUAACAAUGAGGUGGAGUAUGAAGCUCUGCUUAAAGGACUAGAAUUGGCUAAGUCUGUAGAAGCGGAGUCAGUUCUCAUCCUGGGAGACUCUUCGUUGGUAAUGGGCCAAAUAAAUGGGACAUAUGAGGCGAAAGAAGAACGAAUGAAAAAGUACUUGGAGAGGGUAUUACAGCUUGUGAAAAAAUUCAAGGAAGCUAACUUCAUUCAAAUCCCAAGGGAAGAGAAUGCGGAAGCAGAUACCUUAGCGAAGGAAGCCUCAGCAACCGAAACAACCGACGGGUAUGAUGAAAUUCAGUACGUCCCGAAUGUAGAUCUCCCGAAAGUGCAGCAAGUAGGGAAUGAAGAAAAUUGGAUGACCCCAAUCGUCUCGUAUCUGAAGGACGGGAGACUUCCGGAAGCAAAAGACGAAGCUAAAAAACUCAGGAUAAAAGCAGCCAGGUACGUCCUUAUGGACGAAGUUCUUUAUAAGAGGGGCUUUUCUCAACCUUAUCUUAGGUGUCUGGCCCCAGAGGAGGUGAACUAUGUGCUGAGGGAAGUUCAUGAAGGAGCUUGUGGAAACCAUUCGGGAGCCAGAACGCUCAUCCACAAAGUUGUCCGUGCAGGGUACUAUUGGCCAACUGUCCAAGCGGAUGCAAAAGCUUAUGUCAAGGCAUGUGACAAAUGCCAACGAUUCAGCAAUAUCCCCAGGCAACCAUCAGAGUAUCUCACCCCAAUGAUGGCCCCGUGGCCCUUUGCUUAA